GACCAUUUAAAAGACUUUUGGCUAACAAAACUUAGCAAGCUUUCCUUUUAACAUUAAAAAACAAGUAUUUCAAUUUAACAACCGAUAUGCAAUAGAUACAUUUGUUUUCACACAACCCAAAUUAAAAGCAUGUCUUCAAAAUUAAUGGCCCGACUAAGCGUAAUAGCCGGAAUCGUCACGUCCGUCAAGCAAGGUUGGAUCAAGCCGGAGGAGCAGAUGGUGCAUGAUGCCUCCGAGAAUAUCACAAGGACCUUCCCCCUUUUGAAAGAAAGCGAGUUCAGCUUCUCGGCUGUAAGCGACUGCAGUGUGGCUCUCCAGCGGGGAUUCUACUUCUCCCUUCGAAUGCCCGACUGGGCGAGGGACUUCAAGGAGCAGACCCAGAAGAUCCUUGGCCAUAGUUUUGAGGUCCCAAUGCAAGACCCUAAAAGCGGAAAAGAUUCGAAGCUCUCAAAGUACUACGGGGAUAAUCGCUCUGAACGUUAUGGGGUAAUCUUUUCAGAGACAACUACUGGCAAUUUCUUUGAAGAUAUUCCUCGAGAGAUGCAAAUUCCUCCUGGUCAAACCAAGUCUAACCGCCCAGUGCGUUCACCCAAGAUCAAGGACGAUCUAACAUGCGGCAAAAAAGUGUCAUCUUAAAAACUCCGACAUCGGCUGUCACAAAA
Messenger RNA from Drosophila subpulchrella, 662 nucleotides. RefSeq lists its product as uncharacterized. The record is from RefSeq and is a predicted model, not a curated record. The transcript has a single exon. The coding region runs from base 130 to 636 and encodes 168 amino acids. Lineage: Eukaryota; Metazoa; Arthropoda; Insecta; Diptera; Drosophilidae.